AUGGAAGUAGCAGGAAAAGUGUGUGGUAAAGUGGGAGGAAAAGUUGGUGGAAAAGUUCUUGGUCUUGGGUCAGGUAAAACUAAAAAGGCUCCAUUAUCCCGCGCAUCAAGGGCUGGCUUACAGUUUCCUGUUGGUAGAGUGCACAGAAUGUUAAAGUGCCGAAUAUCAUCAGAUGGAAGAGUUGGAUCAACUGCUGCUGUUUAUGCUGCAGCUAUUUUAGAGUACUUAACUGCUGAAGUUUUAGAGUUAGCAGGAAAUGCAACAAAAGAUUUGAAAGUUAAGAGAAUUACACCCAGACAUUUACAACUAGCUAUCAGAGGUGAUGAAGAAUUGGAUACACUUAUAAAAGCAACAAUAGCAGGUGGUGGUGUUAUUCCUCAUAUACACAAAGCUUUAAUGAAUAAAGUACCAGUUCCACCUACAGCUACCAAAAAACCCAAAAAAAAUUGA
Molecule: messenger RNA, 450 nt
Organism: Plasmodium relictum
Lineage: Eukaryota; Apicomplexa; Aconoidasida; Haemosporida; Plasmodiidae
Gene: H2A.Z
Product: histone H2A variant, putative
Exons: 3
Coding region: 1-450 (149 amino acids)
Cellular component (GO): nucleosome
Molecular function (GO): DNA binding; protein heterodimerization activity; structural constituent of chromatin
Source: RefSeq, a predicted model, not a curated record